Aspergillus lentulus is the source of this 1458-nucleotide messenger RNA. The record is from RefSeq and is a predicted model, not a curated record. NCBI's taxonomy places the organism in Eukaryota, Fungi, Ascomycota, Eurotiomycetes, Eurotiales, Aspergillaceae.
AUGCGGACUCUCAACGCCCGUCGGCCGGACAGUCAGUCGUCAACAGAAUCGCAGACUCGGGACAAGAGAGUAGAUGACUUCCUCGCCGACGAUGGAUCCGUUGCUGUGCUUGUCCAUGAGUAUCUGUCCAAGAUUCACGGUCGACCACAUAGCAUUUUUCACGACGCGACCCUGUGGAAGGACAUUCGUGACCGGCAAGCCAGCAGAGCUUUGAUUCUCGCGAUCUGUGCAAUGGGGGCACAUGUUUCGAAUCAGCCAAGUCUCCAGUCCCUUGCGCCUCUGCUCACGGCGGAGUCCAAACGCUUACUCCAGAUCAAUCUGGAGCAUGUGUGCCUAGACAAUAUCCAAACUUGCAUUCUAGUCGCAAAUCUAUGCGUGGCGCAUGCAAACCCAUCAUCAGAAUUCCUAUUCUUCCGAACGGCAAGUGCAAUGAUGCAAUUGCUGGAAUCACGUAUGACGCAAAGCAAUGAUAACCCAGUCUCUCAUGAGCUCCGAAUCCGAAUCUGGUGGGCGCUUUUUGCUGCAGACAACUGGUGCUCUUCGAGCCUGGGCUUUCCCCGCCAAAUGAGGGAUUGGCCUCGACCGGCUCGGUUACCCAUGGAUGAGCGCCUGUUUGCCGGCAUGACUCCGGAUGAGCCAUUGAAUGACCCCACCGCUCCAAGUAGGAGCCCUGGUCUAUGGGCCCACAUGGCCACGCUCAUUGAAGUGUUCAGCCCAAUCCAGGAGCUCAACUGGCGCGCCGCUAACAGCGAGGGGCUGCAUCCAGACCAAAUCGAACAAGACACAGAUCGUCUUGCGCAGCAGUUAGAUGACUGGCAAAGUAGACUGCCAAGCGAUGUCCAGUUGUCCGAGUCAAACCUCAUCGAACACAACAAACGGGGCACAGGGGGCACCUUCAUCGGCCUCCAUCUUGGCUUCCACCAUUACGCCACAUUACUUUUCUACCAGUACCUUGAUACACGCUCCACGCUGACUAUGCGUGCUCGGCAGUUUGCAGCUCGAUGUAAACACCAUGCUCUCAGUUAUAGCACCUGGCUCGACCGCGGAAGAAAACAGCCCGGCUGCGAGGCCGUGUAUCCAACCGUUGGCCACAUGGCCAUCGUCUCUUCAUCUGUUCUUCUUCACACUCUCCUUUUCGGAGAUGAGAACGAGCUUCCGCAGUCACGCCUCUUCCUCGAAGCGAAUUUUGAGGCCUUGCUCGAGUUGGGAGAGUACUGGCCCGUUGUCAAAACCAUGAUAAACCGUUUGAUGGAAUUUCAGAAUAACUGCCUGCUCCUCUCCCACCACCAUCACCCCCAUCGCCUCGACCGUUGGAUGGUACGGUUUCUCUUCGAGUACGCGUUGCCACUCGAGGAGAAGGCCAUCGAUCUCCACACGGCCGUGGAGAUGGAGAUUAUCUCCACACAGGCACAUAUGUUCACUGAGAAGGGUCGACUGCCCGCAUUUGGGAUCGGCUAA